AACAAAACAACAACAGCACUCUUACUUAGGCUUGAUCAACACUUUAUUUGCCACUCCGGUCUCUCACCUUCAUGAAUUAUCGUUCUGGCUGAUAGUUCGACACUUCGCUCACUCAUAAUAUGUGCGGCUACGGUCAGAUGCAACCAUUUCAUCCCCGGGCCAGCAGUCCGCCCCCAAGAAACACUUUGCCUUUCGACCAAUACAGAUGCGGUAUGAUACGUGGUGUAGGCGGCCCGCCAUACAUACCAUUGAGAGGCGAUCAACAGCCUGAUAAAGAAGACCUCGCAGAUGCAGUAGAUAAGGGCAAAAUUUGCGACAGUAAAGACAUGUAUUUUGUUCCGCAUGAUACAAUCCCAGAUAGUUCUUUUUGGUCAGACGAAAAGCCGCUUCAGUAUGGUACAGCGGGCGACCAAGGAAAGACGAAGAGAGCACGCGAAGCUUUCGCGGUGAACGUCUUGCAUACUUACAAUGUGUCAGAAGACGAGUGGCAUGUAAGUGAGGUGCGUGUCAAUAGCACGGUUAUUCAGGUAGCUCUUGAGAAGGUCCUCGAGGGAUACCCGGGCCUUACUCAGCAUGAGCUGAAGACAUUUCCGUCGCCAUUUCGACCGUUCUUCCAUCGAUGGCAGUCCUUGAUCAGCCUUAUUCAGGAUGCCGAUCCUUCAUCUGAAGCAGGAAACCAUUUGCAGCUGCUUAAGUCUGUUCUCGAACCAUUGCUGGAGAAGUCCUUCGAUGCCGCCCGAGAAGUCGAGAAAACCGGCCACGUCUCGUUCGCGAAUCUGCCACUAGUCUACAUUCCCGGCACGGCUGUAAUGCGUCAUGAAUCUCAUGCUGUUGGCAUCUUCCGCAGUUGUCAUCUUAUACGACCUAUGUGCCGGCCCGUGUACUACGCGAUCGUGGUCGAUGUUGUAGAUUGGGAUGGCAGGCGAUGCGGCCUGCUUGCCCAGGAAUGGCAAGUGGAAGACUUUUCUGGGCUCCACGCACUCACGGCGCUUGAAGUUUCGCCUCUUGAAGGCCUUCCUGCGGAAUACGAAAUCCGUGAAAAGGUCGUCAGGCGUGGUCGUACGUUUGAGAAACUACGCGGACACUUCUUCAUGGCCUUCACAGAUGAGCACUUGGAGCGCACCAACGAGCGCAUGGUCAUCGACGCGAGAGCGUAUCACAAAUAUGAGGCUGCCUUCCCCAAUUACGCUAGUCUUUCUGAGAUUGGCCAGCUCACUUGGGCUCAAUCUAUGAACCGCUACUCGCCUAGCGUACCGAUUACCCCAGGCGCCCCUAUCAAAGUGGAUCUGUCGCCAAUGACUGACGAGCAAUGUCUCUUGGCCGUGUCUACCGUCAAAUGCUUCAAUAUCCAGAAGAAGCGUUGGGAAAUGCUCGAUGUGACGAGAAUCCAUGAGAUCGCGUGGGCUCAGCACGCGUUCGACAACCUAGUUCUCGACCAAGAAGAAAAGAAUUUGCUGUUGGCCGUGGUAGACCGCGACCAGUUCAAUCAAAGCAAACCAUUCGAUGAUUUCAUCAGCGGCAAGGGCCAAGGAAUGAUCAUGUUAUUAUGUGGCCCGCCAGGGGUCGGUAAGACACUCACUGCCGAAACGGUCUCGGAGCACUUACGUCGGCCACUUUACAAGCUCGGUGCUGGUGACCUGGGGAUCAACGCAAAAUUGGUCGAGGAGUGUCUUGAAAGAGCCCUCCAGCUAUGUGCUCAUUUUGGAGCCGUGCUGCUCAUCGAUGAGGCAGACGUCUUCAUGGAGGCCCGAACUUCAAACAACCUCCAACGAAAUGAGCUGGUCUCCGUAUUCCUCCGUCUCCUUGAGUAUUACAACGGCAUCAUGAUCUUGACCACGAAUCGCAUGCGCAGUAUCGACCCCGCCUUCGAGUCCCGUAUCGAUAUCACCCUCAGCUUCAAUUCUCUUUCAGACGCCGAUCGAAAACAAGUCUGGCGGAACUUCCUAGCUACUUUGGAUGCAAAGGACUUCGACAUUGACGACGCAGAUCUCGUCAAACUAGCACAGUGGAAAUUCAACGGUCGACAGAUCAAGAGUGCAAUCAAGACGGCCCGCAUUCUGGCAGCAAAGAAGCGAGAACCGCUAAACAUUCGACACCUCGACAUCGUGCUGAAGCUCCGUGAUAAGGCCUUGGGCAUGAUGAGCGGUGGCGUGGAGGCUGGGAACUUCGUGGAGAACACACGGUCACGAAUGGAGAGUAGUGAAUGACACAAUCCCCUCAGAUGAGAAAGUCGAUCUGGAGAUAAGAUAAGGAGAUGCUCCCGUGGCAGAAGUGGAUAGUUUGAGUCUAUAGUCCGCGCCUUCUUGUUUCGAGGCUGGUCAUUCCUCAAGAAGAAGAAAGGUUUUAUAAGAUCCCGUAGUAGUAUUUUAUGUGGUCUGGAUAGCAGGUUGACUUUUACGGCCUCAGGCUUGACAAAAUAUGACAAUUUCAAC
Messenger RNA from Cucurbitaria berberidis CBS 394.84, 2432 nucleotides. RefSeq names its product P-loop containing nucleoside triphosphate hydrolase protein. Gene Ontology annotation, molecular function: ATP hydrolysis activity; ATP binding. The coding region runs from base 120 to 2207 and encodes 695 amino acids. The transcript is spliced from 2 exons. The record is from RefSeq and is a predicted model, not a curated record. NCBI's taxonomy places the organism in Eukaryota, Fungi, Ascomycota, Dothideomycetes, Pleosporales, Cucurbitariaceae.